This is a messenger RNA of Cladophialophora carrionii CBS 160.54, 840 nucleotides long. RefSeq lists its product as uncharacterized. The record is from RefSeq and is a predicted model, not a curated record. NCBI's taxonomy places the organism in Eukaryota, Fungi, Ascomycota, Eurotiomycetes, Chaetothyriales, Herpotrichiellaceae. The transcript is spliced from 2 exons. The coding region runs from base 1 to 840 and encodes 279 amino acids.
AUGGCGCCGGUCAUAUGGGGUCUCGACCUACGAGACAUGAAAUGGAGCAUGUUUGGAAGCCAGUGGAUGUGGAAGAACAAAGAUUACCACCUCCGGCGGACGAAGUUCGUCAUCUACCAACUUGCCAUGAUUUGCAUGGUCGUUUCUGAAUCAAUAGGCACCGCUGCCCUGUCAGAUUACGUCAAACAACAAUCGACGAUAGAGAGGUUACACUCAUCAGCAAGCGUCCACAACGAUGACUUCGUCGGCAUCGCAUCGUACAAUAUCUUCUGCGGCAUUGUUGUCGCGACCAUCUUCGGCGCGGGAUUCUUCUUCGAUCUCUUCUUCCCUGAGCGCUACGAGCCCAAGAACAUUCGCUGGGCAUGGAGACUCAGUGCCGUCUUCGUCACGCUUUGCACCAUCGCCGAUGCUCUGGCGUUCACGGUCAUCGUGGCCACUGGCAAGGCCUGGAUCUCUGCCAACUCCCAAGACGCAGAGCAGAUUGCCCUUGAGCAUAUCAAUCCUCCUUUGGUGUACCGACAUAAUCAUAGAGCCAUCGCAGCUACCGUGUUCUUGUGGAUUGGCAUGGUUGCCACAGUCGCCAGCUGCAUCAUUCUCUGGAUGUACUACGCACAUCUCGACGCCCAUGGGCCCAAAUCCCGCUCUGCCCGCAUGCGAGAUGAAUUUGACAAGACCACCUUGGUCAAUGAGAGGGCUCAGUCCGGCAUGAGAUUGCACGAGCAGAUGAGAGAGCAAACGGUCUACAACACGACCACCGGUAAAAGGCAAGUCACCCCCGCAAAGCAAUCCCGGCGUGACAGCCUCGAGCUAACCCCAUCUCUUAGCCCGGACAAGCCUUGA